GAACGAUUUGCUUAUUUAUUCUGAAGUGAAUCGUACCCAAAUACGACAAAAUUCCUAAUUGAGAAAAAAGCAUCAUUUAGUACCUUGUCAAGCUUUGGUCCGAAUACCAUUUAUUAUUUUGUUUGGCGUUUAUUUACAAUUGUCCGAAUAUUUGUCUGAGAAGCCUUUUCAUUUGCCUAAGUUAAUAAGGCGAAUUCUGUGUACAUAAAAUUUUACGAAGGGCUUAUAACGCUAAUGGACUACUCCAAAUUUAAUAUUACGCCGUAUCUCGCCAAAGUAAAUGGCAUUUCACAAACUUGAAUGUCGAUUCUCAACUUAACCAAUUUCUUCUUGCUAGUAUGUCCGAGCACUACACGCCAACGACGAAGCUUUUAAAGUUCCUUAUACUCACACUCAAUUUGGGGUGGUGUUGAUGGUCGAUGUUGUCGGCUUUAGCGUGUUGACAACUUUAGCCCAAGAAAAGGGCGAUUCAGCUGCUGAGGCCAUUGCAAUGGAGAUCGGAGCAUACAUGGGCGAGUGUAUUCAAAUAAUCGAGUUUUAUGGCGGGGAUGUUGUCAAGUUUUUAGGUGACGCUGUUUUGGUUUGCUUUCAACCUAUAAAUAACCAGGCUGAAGAAACAAUAGAAUCAAGCGAUUCGUCAAAUGAAAUCGAUGAUUCAGAAGCAUCAGUUCGACAGAAGAAUCUCUUGGUCAGAAGGGGUGUCGAAUGUGGAUUACAAUUGUUAGCACGAUUAUCUCAUUACAGAGUAUAUUUAACGGCAGAAGAAAGAUCCAAACAUAGAACGCUUGAUGGUAGCAAAAAAAAACCAACAGAGCAGACGAUAUUCGAUUCGAUAACUCCAGAUAAUGAUGAAGAGAACGAUUCAGAAAAAACAAAAUCAACAACGAGAUUGGAUGCAGUAGAUAAUUUGAUGGCCUCGUUAAAGAAGCAUAAACAUAAGAAGUUAAGUAAAGAAAAGGAUCGAAGGACCAGUAACGCCAGUAAUCUAUCAACGGGUUCAGCGGACAUAGCUAAUUCUGUGGAUCUAGAAUUGCACAUGGCAUUAUCUUGUGGAAAUGUUAUCAAUAUAAUUGUGGGCGAUCUUGAUCCAAGCGAGUUAGCUGCACCAUCCUUUUAUCCUCAAGUUCGUUCAAAUACUCCCAAUGCUGCAGAUACGAAGGCUGUACUGGAUGAGUUUUUUCUUGAAUAUCAUGGUAGACUAGAGUACACUAUUGGUGGUGAAGUCGUCGAUUCUUUAGAUGAUGCUUUGUCUAUAGCGAAAGCAGGUGAAAUGAGUAUAACUCCUGCUGCUUAUGACAUAGUUCAGCAGCAAGCGAUGAAUUUAACUUUUGAAAGGCGGAGAAGGUUUUUUGUUAUAAAGAAUAUAACUGAAGAUUUAUCCAUUCGCAAAACUAGUUACCCUUAUCCGUCCUCACUUCGAAAAGGGAACUGGAAUACGGGUCCAAAUGCAAAUUAUUUGAAGACGUUACCGGGGCUAACAACACAAGCAGCAUCAAUGUCGAUAGAACCAUUAGUUCCUCGAGUUAGGAACACCUAUCACCUAAACUAUCCCGUCAAUUCCAAUCGAUUCUACUUAAAAUACAUAAAUAGAAGUGCUUUAUAUAGAAUGCAGCAUAGUAUAGAUGACAACCUACCUGCCCAGUUUCGCGAGGUUACAAUUAUGUUUGUUAGUUUAGGUAAAGCAGAUGUUCAGAAAAGAGAGGGAUUAGCCAAAGUUCAGAAGGCUGUACUGUUAGCCAUUAAGUCAUUGGUUAAAUAUGAAGGAAUGCUUCAACAAUUUGCAAUCGAUGAUAAAGGUGCCACCUUGCUAUCUGUUUUCGGUCUUCCACCCCUAUCUCAUGAACGUGAAGCUGUAUUUGCUGCUAAGUCUGCUUUAGAAAUACGGGAUCAGUACCGAAAAAUUGGAUUUAGGGGGUUUGCAAUAUCUUUAUCAACAGGAAUGAUCUUUACUGCAGUUUUACCCCAAGGUAGUCCGUAUCGAAGAGAUGCUGGAAUUUCAGGAGAUACAAUUGUGGUAGCUGUAAGAAUGUUGAAAUUUGAUUUCUCUGAACAUAAUGUUGUUUGUGACCCGGCAACAAAGAAACAAAUUGGUGGUCUUUGUGAAUUCGAAGAUUAUGGGGAUAAUUUUGUUAAAGGAAAAGUUAAGCCUGUAAGAAUUUAUGGUAUUUUGAAAUUUGGCCCUCCCGAAAGAGAUAAUCGAAUUUCUCUACUGAGCAAUGAAAAAGGAAGUGACUUCAUAGGGUACAAAUCAGAAAUGGAAAGUGCAACUUUAUUUAUAGAUGAUUGGAGCAGAAACCCAAAUCAUCAUGUCUUAGUCAUUUCAGGUCUAUCAGGUGUGGGUAAAAGUUUCUUUUGUAACAAGUUGCAUAAAACGGUUUUGUCACAUGGUGUAUUAAGCUGCUGGUCAUCAUCUAACGAAGUGGAAAAAGGCAGCAAGUAUUAUCUUUUAAGAAAUCUGAUUCUGGCUUUGUUUGACAUCAUUGACUCUGAUAAUGUGCCUAUGAAGACCUCAGCAAACCACUCUCGAUAUUCAUAUCCAAUUGGAGAUAAUAACUAUCAAAGCCAAAGUUUAACAAGGCACACAGAAGAAGACGCGUCAGAUUCAAUGUGCUCAUCGCACUCGCAAUCGCACUCAUCGGCAAGCUUUUGUGCAAGUAGGGAAUGGUUUAAAAGGCUGGCUUCUUAUACUUCUCCGACACCUUCUUCUCCAGGUUCUGAUUCAACUAAUAUUGAAUUAAGUAAUGAUUUGAUUGGAUUAAUAUCCAGAUGUCUAAAAAAAUCCGGUGAGGAAAGCGAAUACCUUCCGUUAUUUAAGGCCAUUUUUGUCACUCUAGGAGAUAUAGAAGAGAAUAGAUAUACCAGACUAUUAGAUGGAAGAGCAAGAGACAUACUUUUAACGGGAGUUAUAACAAGAAUGGUUUACCAUGCCUCAGUUCAUGUCGGUUUGGUUUUUAGUUGUGACGAUAUACAAUGGGGAGAUUCAUCAUCAAUAAGAAUAUUGGAACAUAUACAUGAUCAUUGUCCGAAGGUUAUGCUUAUGCUCGCAACAAGGCCGAUGAAAGAUUAUAAUGUCACAUUUAUUGAAGAUUUUAAAAAGGAUGGAUCCUACCAAGAAAUUCAGCUAAAAGGUCUGGGAGAAGAUGAGAUUGGCGAAAUUAUUCUGCAAAACUUUGAUAGAGGAGUAGACAGAAUUAGCCCUGAAAUAGUUAAAGUCGUUCAGAGACGUACUGGCGGUAAUCCUCUGUAUGUCAAAAACAUGGCUAUUAUCCUUAAGGAUUUUAAUCAUGUUACGGUCGUUGAGGGUGAACUUGUACCAAGCAGUAGUUACUUUGACCUGGAAGAUUUGUUAGGUAAUUUUGAUUAUAAGCGUAUAAUCAAAAUGCAGUUUGAUAGACUAGAAUCCAAUUUCCAAGAAUUUUUAACUGUUGCAAGUUGUCUAGAUCAACACUUUACUGUGUUUGAGGUAGGAGCUGUUAUAAAGCCGAACAACUUUAUAUUUAAAAAUCAUAGCCCUGAGGUGAUCCAGAGAUACAUCCAAAACUUUGAUGUCUAUCAUUUUUUAAAACAACUUGACAACGGAAAUCCAUUAGAGAACAAUGUUGCAGUAUACACUUUUACGCAUAUAACAAUUCCACAAAGUAUUUACGAUAUGGUUGCAUACGAAACUCGGAUAUCACUUCACCGGUCUUUGGCAAAAUAUUAUGAAAGCCAACUUAAUCGAGAUAAUUACGUGCAGUUACUUGGAAAAAUAACCAGGCACUACUUGAAAACGGAUUAUACCGGUAAACAACUAUAUUACCUUGAAGCACUUGCCGAUCAAAACAUGCGGAUGUAUCUCUUACCUGAAGCAACUGUGAACCUGCAAAAAAUUGUGAAAAUUCUUGAUGAAAAUAACAAUUUAAUAAGCCAAUUUGGAUAUAUCCAUCUCAGCGAUAUAUAUCGCCGCCUGGGUGUCUGCUUUACUAUGAGAACAAAACUUAUGGAAGGAGAGUAUUACUUGUUUAAAUCUUUGGAGACCCUUGGUGAAAGAUGGCCGAAGUUUAAACUUGAGUUCAAGUACAAGUUUUGGAAAAACAAGUUCAGCCAAUACCGACAUCGACGAUGGGGAUUUUCAAAAAGAAUUUUAAAAUCCAACAGGUACGAGCAUAACUGUCGUGUUGUUGAAAUUAUGGCACAGCUAUCGAAUAUUUAUUUCUACACUGGAAAAGGACAAAACUUUGUGUAUGCUUGUCUUUUAGGAUUAAAUGCUUGUGAAAGAAUAGGUGAUUUCGGACAAAAUUAUACACUUUUCUUAGCGAGAAAUGCUCUACUUUGUUGGCUGCAGGAUGACAAAGAAAACAGUGUUUUUUAUAUUGCUAAAGCCUUGCAUCGAAUGAAUAACGAUAAAACUGAUACUGAUACUUUAAGGAUUUGUUCGUUGCUGUGCUUUGCUGCAGGGAAAUUUUCAAACGCAAGAGAUUUGUUAUACCAAGCAAUUGAAGGAACUGUGACUUUGGGUGUUGUUACAGAUUGCCAAUCAUUUUAUAGAUCCGUAGGUUUAGUGGUGACGAUGCGUAUUUUUGAGGGGACCUUUGAUCGAUCGGCAACUGAUAUGGCACUCUUAAAACAAAUGGCUGAUACUGCUCAUAGUAAUGGUGAUUAUGAGGCUGAAAUAUGGCUUGGGGUGUACAACAUAGGUAAUGCAAUUAUUGUCGACCGUAUGAGUGAGUGCGCACCGUACGUUUUUCUUUUGGAAGCUCAUGAAAAAGAUGCAGCCGUCUACAAUUUAAUUGCUAUUCAUGGAACACUAUCCUGUUAUUACGCACGAAAUCAUAACUAUGAUCUCGCUAGACGACAUAUACAAAAGCUGAUUAACAUAUUGCCUUCCCUAACUAUAACACCAAAUAUUUUCCCUGUUUAUGGUUUAAUUUUUGUUACAAUGGGAUUAUAUUGUAUGGUUGAAGACGGACAGUUUGAUCUUAUCUCGACCGGUGAUUCUAAAAAUUAUGAAAAAUUUGUAUUUGGUUUAUCAAGGAUAAAUCAUGCUUUUCAGCAAGUAAAAUUCUGGGAGUUCACCCAGCCGUGUCUAUAUUUAGCUCGUGCCCUACCCUAUUUUACAACGCGUCGAACUGUAGAAGGUUAUAUGGUAAUAUAUAUCCUAAUGCACAUAGUUUCAGACUAUACCAUACUUACAUAA
Molecule: messenger RNA, 5176 nt
Organism: Mucor mucedo
Lineage: Eukaryota; Fungi; Mucoromycota; Mucoromycetes; Mucorales; Mucoraceae
Exons: 13
Coding region: 413-5176 (1587 amino acids)
Biological process (GO): intracellular signal transduction; cyclic nucleotide biosynthetic process
Cellular component (GO): cytoplasm
Molecular function (GO): adenylate cyclase activity; protein binding
Source: RefSeq, a predicted model, not a curated record